Molecule: messenger RNA, 2703 nt
Organism: Symbiodinium pilosum
Lineage: Eukaryota; Dinophyceae; Suessiales; Symbiodiniaceae
Source: the annotation of a GenBank genome assembly
AUGUCGGGAGGGGGGCCGCCCGGACCUCCUCCUGUUCCGCCCUUGGAGAAAUUACCGGGGCCGCCGAACAGCAAGAAGCUGAAAGGCAGGGCACGAAUCAAGAGCAUGGUGAAAUCAAGCACGUGGGAUUGGAAAGGGUCCAGCUUAGACCCAGAGUUUCGCCGGCCUCGGAUAAGUUUGAAGAGGAAGAGAGAGGAGAGCGAGAGUUCAGACAGCAGUGCCAAAACGGCCAGUCAGGAAGGGUCGGACCAGGAAGAUCUGUUUCCAGAGAAGGCCCAAUCGAGGCACAUCGCAAGGAAGUGUCCAGGUCUGCUGGCGCGUUAUGCCAUCAAAGAGGCGCGAAAAAGACUCCUCAUGGAGAUGGGGGAGGACUCUUCAAGCCAGAAACCGGUGCCGGUUUUCGUCCGGUAUUUUCGACAGGUGUUCAACCAUUCGGGGGCUUCCGCCCCUAUGAAACGAGAGUACUUGACCCUCGCUCACUGUCUGGAUUCUAUAUUAGAGGGGAAUGUUUUGAAAUUGCUAGACAUCGCAGUUCAACGGUUGAAGGCUGUAGAGCAGAUCAGCCAGGGUGUAUCCCCCGCAACUGCAAAUCGCCUCGAGCUCAUUCCAGCAGAGAUGUUUUCUCUAGCCUCCGCGGAAGAAAAACGCACAGAAGCGCAGGAGCAGAUGCGGGAGAUGAAGACGUCAUGGAAUCUCAACUCCUGGAACCCCAGCUCCUGGAACCCCAAAGGGAAAGGUUGGGGGAAGCCGCAGGUGGAGGAUUCGGGAGCCAAGGGCGACAAAAACAGCAAAGGGGGCAAGGCAAAGGACCAGAAGGGCAAACCGGGGGGCAAAUGGAGGCCACCCAAAGGAGUGCCAGCCCUUUCGAGCGAAGUAGUGGUAGAGGAGCCUGUGGCUCCCAGUAGAGAUAUCGCAGCAUGCCCAAACCCUCCUGCCAUUCGGGAGGAAUCAGCACAGCUUUUGUCCUCAGAUGUCCAAGGGCUUGUGACGCAGUUAGGGCCCCUCUUGCGACGGUGGAUCCUCCUGAAGAGCAGUGCUGCUGCGGGAGUAGGAUUACUUGACUCAAGCAAGCAUCAUUCCACGGCAGAGGUCUUUCCCCUGCCCAUGUUCAACGGGGAUCUGUCCCCUGAUGAGCAUGCUUGGCUGGAGGAAGUUCACAGUGCUCUUGCUUUCACUUGGGCCAAUGUUGAGCACAGCUUGCCACAGCGAGAGCUUGCUGGAGCUCUUGACGGAGUGAGCGUUGCGUCCGGGGGCAUCAAGGAUUUUCUUGCAAACCCAUGGGAGUAUUUGAAGCCGGAACCUGCACGAACUUGGAUGACAACUCCAAGAGUAAUGGUCUCUGCUGAAGAGUGGCCGCGGGUUGCGGCAGGGCUAGUUGAACGUCGGAUUUGUGAUGUCAUUCCAUUGAGCCAAGUCCUCCAUGUGCAGGGGAAGCCUGUGCUGGGCGGCCUUUUCGGAGUGCCAAAGAUGGAGGAGGUCGACGGUGUGCCGGUCUUGAGAUUGAUCAUGGAUUUAAGGCCGAUUAACCAACUUUUUGAAGCAAUAGCAGGUGACCUCCACACACUUCCGAUGUUAAGCCAACUUUUCCCACUAGAAAUCUUUCCAGACGAUAACAUCCUAGUAUCCUCUGAGGAUAUCAAGGUGAUGUUUUACAUUGUUGGUUUAGGAGAGUCCUGGAGACCCCUCCUAGCCUUCGGGAAGGAGGUCCCAGAUCACAUGCGGCCUGCUGGGGUGUCGGAGCCCUGCGUACUUUCUAGCCCCGUACUGCCGAUGGGAUUCAUAAACUCGGUUUCUGUAGCCCAAACUCUGCAUAGAAACAUCGUCAACUUUGCAAUUGACCGGUUGAAGAUCAGCCGAGAAGCAGAAGUCAGACGGGAUCAACCUUUGCCCAAUUCUGCCCUGGCAUAUCGAGUGUAUCUUGAUAAUUUUGAUUUGCUCGAGAGGAAAAAUCGAGAGGCGGCUUGUCUCUUGAGCGGGGAGCUCAGCGCUCCAGCGGCAGAGCUCCGUAGGGUUUAUGAAGAUUUUGACAUCCCAGUAAAUGAAAAGAAAUCUGUGAAGACUCAGCUUGUAGGAGAGAUGCAAGGAGGUCUGAUCGAUGGAAAAAAGGGAAUUGUUAGACCCAAGCCUGAUAAAGUUGCCAGGUAUUUGAGAGGGGCUUGGUAUCUUCUGCAAAGCAAAAGAACGGAUUUGAAGCGAAUCCAAAUGGUAGCUGGAGGCCUCGUGUAUCUUUUCAGCUACAAGAGGUGCUUGAUGAGCUGCCUGAAUGAUGUUUGGGGGUUCAUCUCAAGCUUCGAAGGUCGGCUGGGAGUAUGGAAGCCAAUACCUGACUCAGUUCGGGAAGAAUUAUUUUGCUGUGCCGCCCUUGCUCCUCCAGCUUUCAUGAACCUGAGGGCCCCAUAUGACUCCACAGUCACCGCCAGCGAUGCAUCUGAAAGUGGCGGGGGGCUCUCUUUUAGUUCUGGAUUAACUCCGUUCGGGAAUGAGGCAGCUGAGAAAUCAGUCAGAGGGUGCACGAGUGCAGGCACUGAUGAUGACCAAGUCCUUCUGAUCUCACUUUUUGAUGGCGUUGGGACAUGUCGAGUGGCCCUUGACGUCCUGCGUGCCAAGGUGGCUGGAUAUGUUGCUAUCGAAACAGAUGCAGCGGCAAGGCGGGUGGUGGAGAGCGCGUUUGCUUCCACUGAGUUUGUCCAUUCCUUGGAAUAA